CAGCUCUCUCAUCUCAUCCCAUCCCAUCCCAUUUCAGCCAUCUUCGGUAACGAAGUUGUGAUCGACCAUGGCCACACUCUCUGAUCGAGUCUUCUUCUUCUGUUUCCUUUCUCUGCUUGCCUGUGCUGCCAUUAAUGGCCAGUUGUCACCGACCUUCUACGGUAGUACAUGUCCCAACCUCCAGAGCAUAGUGAGGUCCGCCAUGAGACAAGCCGUGAACAAGGAGCCGCGGAUGGGCGCUUCCAUUCUCCGGCUCUUCUUCCACGACUGCUUCGUGAAUGGCUGCGACGGGUCGAUACUACUGGACGACACCUCCAGUUUCACCGGCGAGAAGAGCGCAGGGCCGAACGCCAACUCUGCCCGUGGCUUCGAAGUCAUCGACACCAUCAAGUCCAACGUCGAGGCCGCCUGCAAAGCCACCGUGUCGUGCGCUGAUAUCCUCGCCCUCGCCGCACGCGAUGGCGUCGUCCUGCUUGGUGGACCGACGUGGACGGUGCAACUGGGGCGCAGGGACGCCACCACCGCCAGCCAGAGCGCGGCCAACAGCAACCUCCCCGGCCCCGGCUCCAGCCUCUCCCAGCUCGUCUCCUCCUUCGCCGCCAAGGGCCUGAGCGCGCGGGACAUGACCGCGCUCUCCGGCGCCCACACCAUCGGCCAAGCCCGCUGCACCAGCUUCCGCUCCCACAUCUACAACGACGCCAACGUCAACGCCAGCUUCGCCGCGCUCCGCAAGCAGAACUGCCCCUCGUCCGGUGGCGACAGCAACCUGGCCCCGCUCGACCUCCAGACCCCCACCACCUUCGACAACAAGUACUACCAGAACCUGAUGGUUCGGAAGGGCCUCCUGCACUCGGACCAGGAGCUCUUCAACGGCGGGUCCCAGGACUCGCUGGUCCGGCAGUACAGCACGAAUCCCGCGGUCUUCAACGGCGACUUCACGGCGGCCAUGGUGAAGAUGGGCAACAUCAGCCCGCUGACGGGGACGAAGGGGCAGAUCAGGUUAAAUUGCAGGAAGGCGAACUGAUACCCGCAUGGGUUGAAUGCAUUCCCAUUAUUACUUAGCUUUGCUUAGAGUGAAGCACGCAAGUAAUAAUUAGGCUUUUGUCUACGAUGAAGUGUCUGAGACAAGCCUACUGUUUGAUUAGCUCAUAUCAUAUCAAGUUUAUCUUCAAAGGAAAAGGAUUUUGAUAAGUUAUGUUAAGGUCAUGACCCCAAA
Messenger RNA from Musa acuminata AAA Group (dessert banana), 1216 nucleotides. Its product is annotated as peroxidase P7-like. Gene Ontology annotation, biological process: response to oxidative stress; hydrogen peroxide catabolic process. Bases 68 to 1024 code for a protein of 318 amino acids. The record is from RefSeq and is a predicted model, not a curated record. The transcript has 3 exons. Gene Ontology annotation, molecular function: peroxidase activity; heme binding. Lineage: Eukaryota; Viridiplantae; Streptophyta; Magnoliopsida; Zingiberales; Musaceae.